AUGUGCUCACGGCUAUUCCUUCGACGCAUGGGGCUCUCAGCCCUAUCUCCAAAAGCCAAAUACAUCACCUCACAUCGACAAUGGUUAACCACCCAACAAAAGGACAUCGUCAAGGCAACCAUCCCAGCCCUCCAAGAGCACGGCGUAACAAUCACGACCCUCUUCUAUAAGCAGAUGCUAUCACAUCACCCUGAGCUUAAAAACAUCUUCAACACAGCCCACCAAGCCACAGGCGAACAACCGGCGGCACUAGCCCACGCAGUAUGGGCAUACGCUUCAAACAUCGAUCACCCAGAAAACCUAGCUGCAGCAGUUUCCCGCAUAGGCCACAAACACGCCAGUCUAGGCGUUUCAGCAGACCAAUACCCCAUCGUAGGGGAACAUUUACUAGCCGCUAUAAAAGAGGUUUUGGGCUCUGCAGCAAGUGAAGAAAUUAUUUCUGCGUGGAGCGCAGCAUAUACGGAAUUGGCCGAUAUAUUUAUCAAUUUUGAAAACGGGCUAUAUGAACAGAAUCUCCAAGUACCAGGUGGUUGGAAGGGAUGGAGAAAGUUUGUCAUUUCGAAAAAGAUUCCUGAAAGCGAUGAGAUUAUUUCUUUUCAUCUUUCACCUGUUGCAUCUGAUAAGGAUCAUGAUGUUUUACCACCUUAUAAACCGGGACAAUUCGUUAGUGCUAGGAUUUUUGUCCCGGAGCUGAAUUCCUAUCAACCACGCCAAUAUAGUUUAUCUGAUGCCCCGAGCAGCGAUCACUUCCGAAUCUCAGUCAAACAGGAAUUCGCCCGUGAUACCAGGCCCGCAGGAAGAAUCUCGAACGUCCUCCAUGAUUCACUUCCCGUGGGCUCGGAGUUAGAAGUGAGCAUGCCAUUCGGAGACUUCGUGCUUGAUAUCAAUGCUACCACUCCUGCUGUUUUGAUCAGUGGGGGUGUGGGGCUGACGCCUAUGAUGUCGAUGUUGAAUACGAUUAUCAGUCAGCAGGGACAAGCGAGGAAGGUUGUUUUUGUUCAUGCUGCUAGGAACAGACAUGUGCAUGCUAUGAAGGAUGCGUUGGAGAGGAUUGUGAGGGAGAACUCGUCUGUUAGAAGGGUUGUCUUUUAUGAGGAUGUUGAGGAGAGUGAUAGGGAGGGUGUUGAUUAUGAUUAUGUGGGACGGGUGGAUUUGGGAAAGUCAGAGGUUAGGCAGGAGGUUGUUCUUCCUGAUGCGGACUACUAUAUUUGUGGACCUCAGCCUUUUAUGAAGGCUCAGAGUGAUAGUCUUGUUUCUUUGGGCGUGAAUAGCGAGCGUAUUCAUAUGGAGGUGUUUGGUUCUCCGAGUAGCUAG
Molecule: messenger RNA, 1314 nt
Organism: Penicillium angulare
Lineage: Eukaryota; Fungi; Ascomycota; Eurotiomycetes; Eurotiales; Aspergillaceae
Product: NO-inducible flavohemoprotein
Exons: 1
Coding region: 1-1314 (437 amino acids)
Biological process (GO): nitric oxide catabolic process; cellular response to nitrosative stress
Cellular component (GO): intracellular anatomical structure
Molecular function (GO): nitric oxide dioxygenase [NAD(P)H] activity; FAD binding; oxygen binding
Source: RefSeq, a predicted model, not a curated record